UUCAUGGUCACACCCUAAACAGCGUCAGUAAAUCAACACAUUGUUCAGAGAUCGCAGCCGCGGCCGGUGUUGAUCCACAUCACGGGCAGGGAAUCAUGGCUGCAAAACAAGAGGCUGAAGAAACUGUUUCUCAAGAGCUGCACUGCCCCUCUGAGCUGCGGAUUGUGCUGUUUGGGAGAAGCAAGUCUGGGAAUAGUUCAUCUGGAAACACCAUCUUGAGCAGAGAGGAAGGGAGAUCUGGAAUCAGCUUCUCUGAAAGAACGAGGGAGUGUGAGAAGAGAACAGGGGAAGUGGCUGGGAGACGGGUCACUGUGGUCGAUACUCCAGACUUGUUAGACACAGACCUGGUCGAAAUUGAGAGAUGUGUUUCUCUGUCUGCCCCAGGACCCCACGCUUUCCUCCUGGUGAUACCGGUGUAUCCAAAAGACGUUAUUGACACUCACAGUGAGUUUAUAGUAGAAAGGUAUUGCGAAGCCUUUGACAAAGUGCAGGAGCUGUUUGGUGAGAGAGCUGUGAGGAACAUGAUGGUCCUUUUCAACUGCGGGGAUCUUCUAAAAGGCAGGACGAUUGAGCAAUACAUCGAGGAAGCUGGUGAGGAGCUUCAGCAGCUUGUUGAGAAAUGUGGGAACAGGUAUCAUGUUCUCAACAAUAGGAAGAGGAGCGAUCGCACUCAGGUCACACAGCUCCUGGACAAGAUUGACAACAUAGUGAUGGGAAGUGGAGGCUGCUACACCAUGCAGAUGUACUCAGAGGCAAAAGAAAGGGCCAGAGAAGUGAUAAUAAGGAAAAAGAGAGAUGAGCAGAUUGACAGGGUGGGUUAUGAAAAGAGCAAAUUGCUAGAGGAGAGGCCAGGAGAGCUGGAGCUCCAACUGGAGCUGAGGAGAGAGAGGGAGAAAUCCAGAGUGCUGGAGAGGGAGCUGAAGAGAGCAAAAGAGGGGGAGCAAGAGCUGAAGAAAGAGAGGGAGAAAAGGAGAGAGCUGGAGGAGGAGAUUAAGAAAGAGAUGGAGAAAAGCAGAGAGCUAGAGGAGGAGCUGGGGAGGGAGAGAGAGAAAAGGAAAGAACUGGAAGAGCAGCUGAGAAGAGAGAGAGAGGAGAGAGAAAAGGGGGAGCAGAAGAGAAAGUUGAGCUGUCAGAAAAAUGAAAAGCCACCUGUAAAUAAAUAUCUAAGACCAUUAGUAGUAUUUACUGGAGGAUCAAUAGGGGCAGCAGUAGUAGGGGCAGUAGCUGGAGCUGUAUCGGGGCCAAAGGGAGCUGCAGCCGGAGUGGUUAUAGGAGCUAUACUAGGAGCAGCAGUAGGAGCAACAUUAGGAAGAGUGACAGAAGGUGAGGUAGGAACAGAGGCAGUAAAAGAGACGUACAAAACACAGACAGAUUGUGCACAUGCACAGAUCCUGGCUGAAAGGCGUUCUGUUCACCUGGCGUAUCGCCUGGCUCGGUGGGGAAUCAUGGCUGCAGAACAAGAGGCUGAACAAACUGUUUCUGAAGAGCUGCACAGCCCCUCUGAGCUGAGGAUCGUGCUGCUUGGGGGAAGCACCUACGGUAAGGCUGGGAAGAGUUCAUCAGGAAACACCAUCCUGGGCAGAGAGGCGUUUAGAUAUGGUAUCAGCUUCUCUGAAAGAACGAGGGAGUGUGAGAAGAGAACAGGAGAUAUGGCUGGGAGACGGGUCACUGUUGUCGACACUCCAGACUUGUUAUACACACACCGGGUCGAGAUUGAGAGAUGUGUUUCUCUGUCUGCCCCAGGACCCCACGCUUUCCUCCUAGUGAUGCCGGUGUGUCCAAAAGAAAUUAUUGAUGCUCACAGUAAGCUUAUAGUAGAACAAUAUUGCAAAGCCUUUAAUAAAGUCCAACAGCUGUUCGGUGAGAGAGCUGUGAGGAACACAAUGAUCCUUUUCACCUUCGGGGAUGACCUGAGAGGCAGGACGAUUGAGCAGCACAUCAAGGAAGCUGGUGAAGAGUUCCAUCAGCGUGUUGAGAAAUGUAGGACCAGGUAUCAUGUUCUCAACAAUAAGAAGAGGAGCGAUCACACUCAGGUCACACAGCUUCUGGACAAGAUAGACAGCAUGGUGAAGGGAAGUGGAGGCUGCUACCUCCCAAAUGAGAUUUACCAGCAGGUAAAAGAAAGGAUUAGACUAAAGGAACAGGAGCUGAAUGAGAAACACAAAGAGGAACUUAGCAGGAAAGAGGAGAUGAAACACAAAUAUGAGGAGGAACAGUGUAGGAGAAAAACCUUAUUUCCUUGCCAGCCUCGCAUACCCUCAUUUAAGAAGCGGAUCGUUAAAGCGCCACUGAGAGAGAUGGAAAGUGCAGGUUUUGAUCCAGAAGCCGGACAAAGAAUCAUGGCUGCAGAACAAGAGGCUGAAGAAACUGUUUCUCAAGAGCUGCACAGCCCCUCUGAGCUGAGGAUCGUGCUGCUUGGGAGACACUUGUCUGGGAAAAGUGCAUCAGGGAACACCAUCCUGGGCAGAGAGGAGUUUAGAUCUGGAUGCAGCUCCUAUACCAGAACAAAGGAGUGUGAGAAGAGAACAGGAGAAGUGGCUGGGAGACGGGUCACUGUAGUCGACACUCCAGACACAGACCAGCUCGAGAUUGAGAGACGUGUUUCUCUGUCUGCCCCUGGACCCCACGCUUUCCUCCUGGUGAUACAGGUGCAUUCAAAAGAAAUGAUUGACACCCGCACUGCACUGUGGAAGUCUCUAGUUAAACAGGAUUGCAAAGACUUGGAUGAAGUCCAGGAGCUGUUUGGUGAGAGAGCUGUGAGGAACACGAUGAUCCUUUUCACCUUUGGGGAUUAUCUAGAAGGCAAGACAAUUGAGCAGCACAUUGAGGAAGCCGGUGAGGAGCGCCAGCAGCUUGUUGAGAAAUGUGGUAACAGGUAUCAUGUUCUCAAUAAUAAGAACAGGAGCGAUCGCACUCAGGUCACACAGCUCCUGGACAAGAUAGACAACAUGGUGAAGGGAAGUGGAGGCUGCUACACCAUGGAGAUGUACUCAGAGGCAGAACAAAGGGUCAGAGAAAUGAAGCUAAGGAGGAAGAGAGAUGAGCAGAUUGAAAAGAGCAAACUGCUGAAAGAGAGUCCAGGAACACUGGAGCUACAAUUGGAGCUGAGGAGAGAGAGGAAGAAAUCCAGAGAGCUGGAGAGGGAGCUGGAGCAAGAGCUGAAGAACGAGAGGGAGAAAAUAAGAGAGCUGGAGGAGGAGCUGACAAGAGAGAUAGAAAAGGAGAGAGAGAGGAGAGAGAAAAAGGGAAGCUGAGGAGAUAAAGAGGGGCGGACAUAAGAAAAGCAAAAAUGACUGUUAAAUUUGAAAUUGAAGACCAGGAGGAUUAGGAACAGUGUUUUAAUAUAUACAUUACUGAAAAAAAAAACAACGUCCAUAGUUUACUUCUGUACAAUACAAGGCAUUUAGCUAAUGAUGCAUCACCUUAGGUUGUUUCAAUGAGUCUCUUUCCUUGGCCUUGUGAAGGAAACACCAACAAUUUAUAAUGUAUUUGAUUUUUUUUUUUAAGUAACAUUUUCUUUGACAAAAUAAACCUGAAAUAUUUACUGCAAGCCUGUCUUUUCUCCAUA
Messenger RNA from Acipenser ruthenus (sterlet), 3568 nucleotides. RefSeq lists its product as uncharacterized. The coding region runs from base 96 to 3254 and encodes 1052 amino acids. The transcript is spliced from 6 exons. Gene Ontology annotation, molecular function: GTP binding. Lineage: Eukaryota; Metazoa; Chordata; Actinopteri; Acipenseriformes; Acipenseridae. The record is from RefSeq and is a predicted model, not a curated record.